AUGCACCUGCAAGAGUUGUACUGGCUGCUCAGGUUUAGUGGCUCCUGGAGUCUCAAACGAAACGAGCCUGGAGAGCAGCGGAGACUCCUGGCUUCUUCCAUGUUACAGGAUUUGGAACUGGAUCUACAGGACGAAGAGAAAGAAGAGACAGGCCUAUUUCCAGGUAUGGCUCGUGGGUCCAGGCCUCCAUCAAACAUUCAAAGAUUGUCCCAGAGAGACAAUGACCGUCAGAGCUGGAGAGGACCCAAGACUGCUUCGGACCAAUCCCAUCCCAAGAGCCACUCACCGCUUCCCAUAGGACCUCUCCCGACUAGAGAAACCAGUCUGAAAAGUACUAGCCGAAUGGGGACGACCCAAUCUGGGGAGCCAAGGUUGAGCUCAGGGUCACCUGAAGGGAGGGAUAUCUGCAGUCGAGGGGUAGUGACCCCUAGGAAAUGUGGGUCAAGAAGUUCCUCUCGGUCAAGCAGAAACUCAAGGGAGGAGCUGCAUUCUUCCAAGGGAGCAGAGGAUAUCAGGGUCGUCAAGGAUGAAGGGGAUGACUGUGUUAUCACCAAUAACCAGACUAUUUCUGGGAAAGGUGUCAGCUGCAUCCCCAACAAUAUUCGGCACAAGUUUGGGAGCAGUACAGUGGAUCAGCUGGUGACUGAGGAGCAGGCUCGAAGGGCUAUAUAUGAAGUGAUUGAGGGACAGAAGCGGGUGAGCAACCGUGUAAGCAAGACUCGGAAUCCGAUGGAAUCCUCAGCGUUUGCAGAUUAUUAUGAACUGGGCUACAAUAUGAGAUCCAACAUAUUCCAAGGGGUUUUGACAGGGCCCCCCAUGGAGGUAAAGAGCUUAAUGAAGGACUCCUACACUGCGGAUGUAAUUGAGAGAGCUGUGAGGGAUCCCAAACACUGGCAUGGAAGGAGGACAGAUGAUCUUGGGCGGUGGCAUCAGAAGAAUGCCCUGAACCUCAAUCUGCAGAAAGCUUUGGAUCAAAAAAUUGGAGAAAGGCACAAAACUUGAAGUAGAAGUACUAAGAAAAGGGGAUGCUCUCCCUCCUAGAAGGAGUUAAUUAAAAAAA
Gracilinanus agilis (Agile Gracile Mouse Opossum) is the source of this 1060-nucleotide messenger RNA. It is a transcript of the gene CIMIP4, whose product is annotated as testis expressed 33. Lineage: Eukaryota; Metazoa; Chordata; Mammalia; Didelphimorphia; Didelphidae. The transcript has 6 exons. Bases 1 to 1002 code for a protein of 333 amino acids. The record is from RefSeq and is a predicted model, not a curated record.